Molecule: messenger RNA, 447 nt
Organism: Pteronotus mesoamericanus
Lineage: Eukaryota; Metazoa; Chordata; Mammalia; Chiroptera; Mormoopidae
Product: interleukin-3-like
Exons: 5
Coding region: 1-447 (148 amino acids)
Biological process (GO): immune response
Cellular component (GO): extracellular region
Molecular function (GO): interleukin-3 receptor binding; growth factor activity
Source: RefSeq, a predicted model, not a curated record
AUGAGCAGUCUCCCUGUCCUGGCCUUUCUGCUCCUGCUUGCACACUGCACGUCUCCAGCUCAGGGGCAGCCUUUACCCAUCGACUUCCAAACACUGCUCAAGGAAAUAAAGGACCUCCUCAACCAGCCAGCUGUGCUUCCCGAAGGCGACUUGGACUUCGAUGACAAAUUCAUCCUGUUGAAUAAAACCUUUCUGAAGGCAAACCUGGAGGAAUUCCUGAAUGCUGCCAAGAACUUUAAGGACAGGGCAGAGAAAAUCAAGAAAAUUCUUGUGGCAUUCCGGCCAGUCAUGCCCACCUCCACUUCCACGGAAGACCCAAUCUCUAUCAACACGAAUGACUGGGACGAUUUCAGGAGGAAGUUAAAGAAAUUUGUGGAUUCCCUUGAGAAGUUUAUCAAUGCCAAAAAUGUCAGUUCGACACCCAGCCCCAUCUCCGUGCCUUUCUAA